Oncorhynchus tshawytscha (Chinook salmon) is the source of this 1054-nucleotide messenger RNA. RefSeq names its product E3 ubiquitin/ISG15 ligase TRIM25-like. The transcript is spliced from 3 exons. Bases 61 to 999 code for a protein of 312 amino acids. The record is from RefSeq and is a predicted model, not a curated record. Lineage: Eukaryota; Metazoa; Chordata; Actinopteri; Salmoniformes; Salmonidae. Gene Ontology annotation, molecular function: zinc ion binding.
AUGAAACAGAAAGUCAUCUUUCAUACUGCCAUUGCUUAACCUACGGGAGAGAGCACCAAAAUGGCAGAGAAUCAGGACCAGUUCUGUUGCUCCAUCUGUCUGGAUCUACUGAAGGAUCCGGUGACUACUGCCUGUGGACACAGUUACUGUAUGGGCUGUAUUAAAGAAAGCUGGGAUCAGGAUGAUCUGAAAGGUGUCUACAGCUGUCCACAGUGCAGACAGACCUUUAUCCCAAGGCCUGUACUGAACAGGAGCACUGUGCUGACUGAAGUGGUGGAGAAACAGAAGAAGACAGGACUCCAGGCUGCUCCCCCUCCUGCUCUGUGCUAUGCUGGACCUGGAGAUGUGGUGUGUGAUGUCUGCACUGGGACCAGAAAGCAGAAAGCCCUCAUGUCCUGUCUGGCGUGUCUGGCCUCUUACUGUGAGACUCACCUCCAACCUCACUAUGAAUCUCCUGCUUUGAAGAAGCACAAGCUGGUCAAAGCCACGGCACAACUACAGGAGAAGAUCUGCUCUCAUCAUGACAAACUGCUGGAGGUUUACUGUCGUACCGAUCAGCAGUGUAUCUGUCUGCUGUGUACAAUGGAUGAACAUAAAGGCCAUGAUACAGUGUCAGCUGCAGCAGAGAGGACUGAGAAACAGAGGCAGCUGGGGAUGAGUCAGCAGAAGGUCCAGCAGAGAUUCCAGGAGAGAGAGAAGGAGCUGAAGGAGCUCCAACAGGCUGUGGAGUCUCUCAAGCGCUCUGCACAGUCAGCAGUGGAGGACAGUGAUCAGAUCUUUACUGAGCUGAUCCGCUCCAUUGAGAGAAGGAGCUCUGAGGUGAAGGAGCUGAUCAGAGCCCAAGAGAAGGCUCAAGUGAGUCAAGCUGAAGGACUCCUGGAGCAACUGAAGCAGGAGAUAGCUGAGCUGAGGAAGAGAAGCACUGAGCUGGAGCAGCUCUCACACACAGAGGAUCACAUCCAUUUCCUCCAGGUAACUAAACUGUCUUGUUACAUGUGAUAUGAAAUUAACUUCAUGUGAAACUAUUCAUCUCAAUCAUUAUGUUGUCCUGUCU